AUGGAUGACACGAAGAAGAACCUUGCUCAGACUGUUGGCGGCUCGACAGAGGCGGCCGAGAAAGGGCCACCUCGUGGUAGGAGAGUAUCACAAUGGGAAGGUCCUAACGAGGAAUUCCUGCAAAUGCUGAUGAAUUUGGGGAUAUCGAAAAACGCAGCUGUUAAGGUACUGUGAAAAUUGCUUAAGAUUUGUUCACGUGUCAUGUCAAGAUUUGCUCCGCCGCGAGGAAAGCAAUAUUUUCGCCUCGAUUUGGUGUUUUAUUGGUUUCUAUUUCCUUAUGAAUUGUAAAAAAGAGUCUUGCCGUACUGUUUAACUUGUAAAAACCUUUAUUUGUUUGGAAAACUGACAGUAUGCGUAUGUCACGCGGCGAAGCCCCCCCCCCUCCCGCCUCUCGCGCGCCUCCAGGGGGGGAAACCAUGUAAAAGGGCGUGGAUCAAUUUAGAAGUGGUUCAAGUAUAUUUGCCCUUUUAAUAAACGAUACCAAUCUAUUCCCUGCUAACAGAGGCUUUUUUCUCCAAUGUGUAGUUCCAGAAAGUGUCCAUACUCCCCCCACAGAAGGGAUUGGAAAUUCCUGGGGGAUGGGGGGUUCUCAAAGGCCCCAAAAUUUAAGUAAAUGUAUGAAGCUUGACUGGAAUUUCCAGAGAGGUGGGGGGAUCUAAGGAAAAAUCCCUUUCAUGGGAGAGGUAUGGAUAAUUUUUGGAACCACACAAUACAAGAGAAAAGAGGCCUGUGCUAGCAGACAAACCAUUCUUUUACAGAUAUUAAAAUAAUGGCUAUGGUAGUUGUUUUACCCCUAAAAAUAAACCAUUGGGCCACCAGCUGAAUUGUCAGAUGUCAUACAAAAUUUCAUUGUUUGGUAAUUUUCAUGUAGAUGAAAGACUUCCACAGAUCAAUAGAAAACUUUCAAAUUAAAAUUUGGUAAAAUUAACAGGUUUCAUGGGAAUAAGGGUACAGUUUAAACUCUUGAGUGAAGAGUGGAACCUGCAUUGCUGUUAAUAAUAAAUUGUUAUUGUUCUGUUUUAGUCGCAGGAGUGUUUCGCAAAAUAAAAUUUCAGACUUCCCAUGAAUUAUCUCUAAUCAGAAAAUUAUAGAGGGUAAUGCACCAUACUCCAAAAUGAUGGCAAUUAAAUUUUCUUAAAUUCAUAAUUAGCUAAAUUAGCUGUCUUUGCCUCUAUUGCAUCUGCAAAAUUCAAAUCAAGACAUUCUGGAUCCAAUAAUUUGUUAUUAAGAAAACAAUAAGUGAAUUUCCCACCAUUCUGGCAUAGGUAUACCCUGCAAGCAGAGUCUCCUUCGAUCUUCCUAGAUAAGUCGGGAAGAGGAAGUUGUGUCAAAUUGCAAGGUUUAAUGAGUAACUCAGUUUGAAAGCGAGGCCGCCUGAGGCUUGGUUACAUUUGAAUUUGGAGCAUGCUCAAUAGAAACUGAGCAGGCCACUAGCAGAGUCUCCUUCCUCUUCCUGACUUAUCUAGGAAGAUCGAAGGAGACUCUGGUCGCAGGGCAGCAUAGGUAAAGAUCUCAUGUUUAAUCUCGUCAAAUUGGUAACAGGCAAAAUUUUAUGCAUUCCAGGGUCUAUUCAUGACUGAUAACACUUCUGUUGAUGCUGCUGCGAGCUGGGUGCUGGACAAUCAGCAUCUGGAGGAUUUAGAUGAGCCUUUCAAGGUAGAUAAAUAAUUACAGUCAACUCUCUCUAAGACGGACACCUUGGGGACCGGCACUAAGUGUCCAUCGUAGAGAGCUGUCCAUCUUAUAGAGAGUCAAAUAAAGGGAGUAAAGAAAGGCAGGGACCAACUCUAAGUGUCCGUUUUACAGAGGUUUCCGUCUUAUAGAGGUGUCCGUUAAGGGAGAGUCAACUGUAUUAUAAAGAAAAAAACAAUGGUCUGUUACCCUCAGCAGCAGAAUAUAAGGGUAUGAUGUGUAGUUUAGUUUCAUCAAACACUGUGGUACAUGCCCGGGGGGUGGGGGGGGGGGUGGUACUCCAGAUUUCAAGUGACAGGUAUGAUCCAAGGAUUAUGGUUGUGGUGCAGACACGGGUGUUCUGUGAGUAGUGAUGUGCGUUUAUUGUUGUGUGAUAGUUGUAAGAGAAACAAAAUAAAUAAAAAGAAACAGUGGUUUAUCGCACAGGAGAUAGUUGAGUGUUGGUAUUUGUUUAAGUUUGGUUGUGCUGAUGAGUGAGUGUGUUGUAGUGUGGGUGUAGGGGUGGUUUGGGGGGUACUCCAAAUUUCAAGUGACAGGUAUGAUCCAAGGAUUCUUUUGGGUUUCAGAUUUUCGAUUCCAGGAUUUUUUUGGGUAGGAAAGUUUGGCAAAGUAGUUUUUUGGUGAUUUGAUUUAAGGUCCACAUAUCCCAGCCACUUUGUUCUUGUUUUCCUUUCUGGAGACUUUUAAGGCCCAAAAAUUCAGAAUAGGAUUGUUUUGGGAGUUAAUGUUUGGUCCAGGGAUUUUUUUGGGUUUUGUUUGAACCACUAGGGUCUUUUUUGGAUUUAGAUUUUUGGCCCCCUUCAAACAUCCGUGUCACUUGAAAUCUGGAGUACCCCCCCCCCGCCGUAAACUCCCCAGGGGUGCAUGCUGCAUCGGUACAAGAGUAAAAUACAAAAUUGUGGGUCUUAAGCAAGAGUUGAUCUGUCAAUUUACCACUGUUAUAAAAUGAACGCCAGAGUUUUCCUCUUGUUCCGUACCCGAAAUAGGGAAAGGGACUGUGGGUAUAUUUGUCUAAUUAUAAGCAGUUUAUUGUCCCAUAUCUUCUAGUGUCUGGUUUUGUUAGGUAACUGUGGACUGUGAGUAUUUUUUGUUGUGAUAAAUUUUUGUACUGUCAAACCCCGCUUCAUGGACACCUGCUUUACAUGGACACCUCAUUAUUACAGACAGUUUGCUUUGACCCAAAUUAUGGGAAAAAAACCUAUCCAUCGUUUUCUAAAUUCAGCCCACUAAAUACGGACCAUUAAUGCUGUCACUUUCUAUGGCACUUUCGCUGUCCGUAUUAUCAGCGUUUGACUGUACAUGUCUUGCACUUUUAUUUUGAUGCCUAAAGAAUAAAUUUAUGUCUUGUCUGCAGGCAGGUAAAGAUGCCCGAGCGCUGGAAGCCCAUCCAUUUGCACGCACUUACCCUCUGGAUGAAAAGACCAUGAAAAGCCCUUACAAAAUGGUGUUUGUUGUCAACACAGAACUGAACAUGGGUCCCGGUAAAAUUGCGGCCCAGGUUGGCCAUGCUGCUGUUGGUCUUUAUAAGGAACUGGCCUCAAAACCACAGAAGUAUGACUACAUGUUAUCCCAAUGGGAUGAUUUUGGGUAAGUUGUGAGAAUUUGUAGGCUGAUAUUAGGAUGUUAAGAAUUUGUUCAUUUUCUUUUUCACUUUGUAAACUAGUCAGGCGCUCUCUGGGGUCAUCGGUAAUCUACCAACAGAGCUAGUACUGCCUUGUUUUGUUUGUUUUUUAAAUUUAAUUUAUGUCUGUAUUACUCCUUUUUCCAUUUCAAUCUUUUAGAGGAACAAAAAUUGUGCUGAAAGGUAAAAAUUCAGCCCACUUAUUCGACUUAGAGGACCUAGCUCAAAAAGCUGAGAUGCCGUACUAUCUUGUACAUGAUGCUGGAAAGACACAGGUGUGAACUUUGAUUUUUAUUAUAUACUUUUUUUGCAAGUCCAGUCUAGACCAACUAAGUCCAUUCCUUGGUUUCAAAUUAACACUUUGCACAUAACAUUUUGUUUCAUAAACAUUUGUCACAUUCAUCUCUUCACGGGAAAAUAUGAACACAUGAUUGACCAGCUCCCAACGUCAGUGGCUUCAUAGCUUAGUUGGUUAGAGUGUGUCUCACUGGUAUCGCGAGGUCACGGGUUCAAAUCCUAUUGAAGUCCUGAAUUUUUUUCAGGCUUCUUAUGCAAUUGCAUAAAUUGCAUUCACAACUGCGAGGACCAUUCUUCAUUUGAUUUUGACAUGUAUCUCUGUUUGUUCUUAUGAUAUCACCCAAACAGAGAGCUUCCUCACAGGCAAUUUUAUUCUGAGCCAGUGAGGGUAGGGCUGCACUCCCUGGGGCUAUUCCCUAUAAUGGCCUUGACUGGAAGGCUCCGCCCAGAAGAGGUAUCUUUUUCAGGAUCCAGUUAUGUGAAAAGGUGGGGAUUUCACUACCUGAAGUGUAUGAAAGGGUAGGGGAAUCUGUCAUUUCGGUCUACAGAUCGGAGAGGGCCAAAGGGGCUGGCGGAUGCAUUUUGUGGUAUGUGAAAAGGUUGAGAAAAUAUUCUGUUUUUGUGAUAAUUAAUUCAUAUUUUAAAGACAGUUUGCAAAGUUCUCAACUGGGUAUAUAAAAGGGGUACAUUUUCCGUCCAAAAUGGUAUUUCAAAGGGUAAGAGGUUGGGGUUGGACCUCAGGACAAAGCCUUCCUAUACACAAGUUUGUUGAGUACCACCCCCCUCCCCCUCCCAGUCAGGGUCGGUUGGACAUUUCCAAGAAAAAUCAGUUAAUCAGUUCUUGUAGUUUAUACAAAUGUCAAUUAUACACAUGCGUGUCUGAUAAAUACAUCAUGUAUCUUUUACAAUGUAUUGCUUUGCUCACACACUGUAUUGCAUUAUUGCUUAAUUGCAGGUAGCAUCUGGUUCAUUAACAGUUAUUGGUCUUUUUGGUUCCUCAUCAGAAGUAGGGACUCUAACUGGGACAUUGUCAUUACUAUAG
This is a messenger RNA of Porites evermanni, 4652 nucleotides long. The record is from the annotation of a GenBank genome assembly. Lineage: Eukaryota; Metazoa; Cnidaria; Anthozoa; Scleractinia; Poritidae.